Engraulis encrasicolus (European anchovy) is the source of this 622-nucleotide messenger RNA. RefSeq names its product gamma-crystallin M2-like. Bases 21 to 614 code for a protein of 197 amino acids. The record is from RefSeq and is a predicted model, not a curated record. Lineage: Eukaryota; Metazoa; Chordata; Actinopteri; Clupeiformes; Engraulidae. Gene Ontology annotation, molecular function: structural constituent of eye lens. The transcript has 3 exons. Gene Ontology annotation, biological process: visual perception; lens development in camera-type eye.
ACCACGCACUGAGGAAGAAAAUGGUUUUGCAUUUUUUUUUUUUACUAUAUACUGUACCGAAAACGUACCGAACCAUCACCCCAGAAACCAAGAUUACCUUCUACGAGGACAGGAACUUCCAGGGUCGCUCCUGGCAGUGCAUGGGAGAUUGCGCUGACUUCUCUUCCUACCUGAGCCGCUGCCACUCCUUCAGGGUGGAGAGUGGUUGCUGGAUGAUGUACGACCAGUGCAACUUCAUGGGCCACCAGUACUUCAUGAGGAGGGGCGAGUACCCUGACUACAUGGGCAUGUGGGGAUGGAACAAUUCGAUCCACUCUUGCCGCCACAUUCCCAUGCACAGAGGAAACUACAGAAUGAGGAUGUACGAGAGGGAGAACUUCGGUGGUCAGAUGCAUGAGUGUAUGGACGACUGUGACAACAUGAUGGAUCGCUACCGCAUGAACCACUGCCAGUCUUGCCACGUGAUGGAGGGCAACUGGCUCAUGUAUGAGCAUCCCAACUACAGAGGAAGACAGUGGUACUUCCCUCCUGGAGAGUACAGAAACUAUAGAAACAUGGGAUACCCCAACAUGAAAUUCAGUAGCAUGAGGCGUAUCAUGGAUUCCUGGUACUAAGCACUUGA